Molecule: messenger RNA, 705 nt
Organism: Colletotrichum higginsianum IMI 349063
Lineage: Eukaryota; Fungi; Ascomycota; Sordariomycetes; Glomerellales; Glomerellaceae
Exons: 2
Coding region: 1-705 (234 amino acids)
Source: RefSeq, a predicted model, not a curated record
AUGGUCUCAGCCGCCGGAGGCAUCGUCAUUGCCAUCCUGGUCCUCGUUCUUGUCGCUGUUCUCGGUUGGGUCGUCUUUACCCAGCUGCGCGCCCGCAGACUAGGCCUGCCGCCCCCGUCGCUCUCGUCCUACAUCCCCUUCCGGAAAUCCGACACAGCGCCAUCCUACGGGCCCCCACGACCGGCACCGAGUGGUAUCACCGGCUGGUUUAAUGACAAGAUCACCUCCUUCAAGAACCGCAAUAACCGCUCCGCGGCCGGCGCCUACGAGCAGCCCUCGGGCGCCGGCGCCCCCCGCCGCGGCUUUGGCCCGCUCGACCCGGACGAGGCCUGGGAUGCGCGCGUCGGCCACGAGGCCGAGACAUACGGCCCUUACGGCAACUACGAGGAGCAGGAGCUCGGCUACCGCGGCGGCAGUGGCGCCGACGCCGGGAAUAGCUACAGCAUGAACCUCGCCGCCACGCCUGGCGUGCACCACGAAGAGCCCGCCCGCGGUCGGAGCCUAAGCCGCCCUAGCGACGACGAUGCGCUGGGCGCUCCCAAGUCCGGCGGUAGGAAUCCGUUCGAGGACGAUGCCGAGCCGAGCAACAUCAGCUUGCGCGGUGUCAGUCCUCGGCCCAUUGUCGACACGGCGUCGCAUCAGCAGCAGAAGGACCACGGCGAGAGCCCGACGGAGCGGAGGUCGAUCUUCCGAGAGAACGUAUAG